AUGCCGAUAAAGAUGAUACAGGACACUGCCGACCAGCGGGUCUACAUGAACGUCACCGCAAACCAGUGCCCAGGCUGCCCGGAAAACCUGGCUACUCGGCUGGUUAUGCAUAUUGUGUUCGACCACCUUAAGGACGAAGACCCGAUUAUAUUCGGUCAGGGCUGCGGCAUUGGGCGCGACUUCUUGCAGCGCAGUGGACUGGGAACCCAUGACAGCGGCAUUGUCGGAAUGCUCACUGCCAUGAAGGUCCGAAACAUAGAUCGGCCCAUCGUGGUAAUUGACGGGGACGGGCAGAUUGACCUGGGCUUGGAAGACCUGGCUACCAGCUUCCAGCAGGGCUACAAAUACCUCCACGUCGUGUGCGACAACCAGGCCCAUGCCGCCAGCGGCAGCCACGCCACCGGCAGUACGCCACCCAUGGCCCGCACCAGUGUCCGGCCGACAGGAAAGCUCCGGCACCCCAAGCACUUCGCCUUGAUGCUUAUGUUCAGUGGCGCGGAAUACGUAGCCACUGCAUCCACUUCCCAUCCCCAGGACCUGGAACGCAAAAUAAAGGCUGCCAGCACCAGGCUGCCAGCAUUCAUCCAGAUAUUGACACCUUGCAACCCCUCGUGGGGGUACGACGACAACAAGGGGAUUGAGGUAUCAAGGUUUGCGGUGGAAAGCGGUAUUUGGCCCCUCUACGAGUGGAAAGACGGCGUAUUCCAGCGCCAGAACAUCAUGCGCAAGUCCAGUGUUCGAGACUACGUGGGUUCCCAGCGCCGAUUCGCUCACCUGGGCGACGAAGGCAUCGCCCAAAUGGAAGAAUACGUCAACGAUCUCAACCGUAUGAUGAUCAAGUUGGAAACGGGAUUCUCCGCUUAG
Geodia barretti is the source of this 864-nucleotide messenger RNA. The record is from the annotation of a GenBank genome assembly. Lineage: Eukaryota; Metazoa; Porifera; Demospongiae; Tetractinellida; Geodiidae.